Messenger RNA from Aplysia californica (California sea hare), 8706 nucleotides. RefSeq names its product MAM and LDL-receptor class A domain-containing protein 1-like. Bases 328 to 8655 code for a protein of 2775 amino acids. The record is from RefSeq and is a predicted model, not a curated record. The transcript has 57 exons. Gene Ontology annotation, molecular function: protein binding. NCBI's taxonomy places the organism in Eukaryota, Metazoa, Mollusca, Gastropoda, Aplysiida, Aplysiidae. Gene Ontology annotation, cellular component: membrane.
CUGUCCAUCUACCUAUUUGUCUGUCUGUCUGUCUGUCUGUCUGUCUGUCUGUCUGUUUUUUAGUAAGACGUGAAUUUUGGGUAACAAAACCCUUAUGAAAAGGGUGGGGAGUAAAUAGGUUAGUCUGUUUAAAACCAAUUAUUACACGUCCUCUGCAGCAUUUUUUUUCUUACCAAAUGGUUCCUUUGUUUGGAAUCUCCCUUUUGAUAAAACAUUCUAGAUAUAGCAGAACAUUCUUUUUUUUUUCUUCUACCAACAUUUCGCGACCAAAUAAAGCCUUGAACAUAGCUUGCUUAAUCAUCCUUUCUUUUUUUAAAUUCACAGUUCAUGAUUGUCGGACAAUUUGGAACUACUUACCAAGGCUCUGUUGACAUUGAUGACAUUAGUUUUUCAAAACUGCCAUGUUCUGAACCAGACUUGUCAUUAACCAGUGGUUGUGACUUUGAACUCGGGACCUGUGGAUUUAAUCAGAGUACGACUGAUGACUUUGACUGGACUCGAUCAAAUGGCGGAACUGGGAGUUACGGUACAGGCCCAAACCAAGAUCACACAUACGGCACAUACUCAGGUCACUUUUUGUACAUUGAGGCAUCCAACAGGUCACCGAAUGAUACAGCUGUGUUGAGCUCACCACAAAUUAGAUUGUCAACGACGUCCUGCCUUAGCUUUUACUAUCACAUGUAUGGAUCAACAAUGGGUACUUUGCAGGUAUACAAGCGAAAUGGUGUAAACCGUUAUCAAGUGUUCCAACGGAAUGGUGACCAAGGAAACAUGUGGGUGCGAGCUGAAGUCCCUUUGCGUCAUUAUUCCUACGCAAGUCAGACUAUCAAUUUUGACUUUGUAGGCAUUGUUGGUAGUUCUUACAAAGGUGACAUCGCUAUCGACGACAUCAGUCUUAAUACGGGAUCCUGUCCUACUAGAGGAGCUUGUAAUUUUGAACGUGGAUUGUGUUCAUGGCUCAAUGUAAAUGGAUACGGUUCAACUAAGCAUGAUGAUUUUGACUGGACUCUGACGCAAGGAGGUGGACCUGCGUUAACAAUAGUAGACAACACUAUGGGCAGCAAAUAUGGUCACUUCAUAAUGGCAACAGUAGGACCUCUGCGAAAUAGAGGCCAGUCAGCUCUUGUGGAAUCCCCAACAUUUUCAGCCAACAAGGUCCGAUGUCUUCACUUUCACUACUUAUUGAAAGACCCCAGUGUUGGUUCCUUGACUGUGUGGCUUGCUGAUGGUCAUGGGGCGGACAGUUACAAAGGCACACCAUUGUGGAUGCAGUCUGGACCAAAAGGAUCUUCAUGGUUGCCUGGUCGAGUCAAACUGAAUUCUUCACUCUCCUAUCAUCUUUUCUUUGAAGCAGUCCUAGGAAAUGGUGGAACUAUUGGUGUUGAUGAUGUCAUGAUAACGGACGAUGACUGUUCUCUUGUUCCUGUAAAUGCGCUUCCUUCUCUUCAACCGACCACCACAACGGCCCCUGUCACUGCAACACCAGCAUCUCCUACCUUCUCACCUUCUCCAUAUGAUUGUGAUUUUGAAAAUGACAUCUGUACCUGGACUAAAGAUUCCACGGCCGAUUCAAACUGGAUUCGAGCUCAAGGUCCAACAGGGUCAACAGGCACUGGUCCAACCGUGGAUCACACAAAAGGCAACAGACAAGGCUGGUAUAUGUAUAUGGAGGCAUCUACUAUGAGUCCUAACGAAACAUCCCGCCUUUUGAGUCACUCUAUUGGUGCAGGACCAAGAUGCCUUCACUUUUACUACAAUAUGUAUGGAUUUUACAUCAACAAGCUGAAUGUGUAUAUACAGCAGAACAACAACAAGAAACUAGUCUUUAAUCGGCAAGGAAAUCAAGGUCCUUCAUGGAAAAGUGCAUCGGUCCAAAUCAACCCCACCGGCCAGUAUAAGAUUGUUUUUGAAGCAGUUCGCGGAAUGAGUUAUGAGGGAGACAUUGCCAUAGAUGAUAUUGCUGUGCCAUCAGGGCCUUGCCCAGGGACGGGGAUCUCUCCAGACAGUGGAAAAAUCACGUGCACUUUUGAAAACAGCGAUCCCGCUAAAUCCCUUUGCGGCUACACUCAAGAUAAAUCGGAUGUCUUUGACUGGGGUGUACACAGUGGAAGCACAGGGAGUGCGCAGACAGGACCCUACACAGAUCACACUUAUGGCUCUUUGAAUGGCCAUUACAUUUUUAUUGAGAGUUCUUCUCCAAGAAAACAGAAUGAUACGGCCCGCCUUAUUAGCCCUACCUACUCACAAUCUUCAAGCAACCAACACUGUCUCAGCUUUUACUACCAUAUGUAUGGCGUUGACAUUGGCACACUCAAUGUAUAUCAAGUCAAGAGUGGGGCUUCAAACAAUCUUGGCUCUCCCAGAUGGAGUUUCUCUUAUGAUAUAGGUCGUGGCUGGAGGAAAGCAGAGGUCACCUUGGAUCUUGAUGGCAGCUAUCAGGUUGUUUUCGAAGGCGUAGUCGGCUCUAGCUUCAGGAGUGAUAUUGGUGUUGAUGACAUUAGCCUAACUUCUGGAGCAUGUAGCAACACUCUACAAUGCCAGUUCACUUCAGACACAUGUCUCUGGACAAAUACUUAUGACAGUUCUGAUGAUUUUGAUUGGAUCCGUCAACAUGGUAGCACAUUCUCCUCUUUAACUGGACCCAGCUUUGACCACACUUCCCAGAACAGCCAAGGCUCCUACAUGUUCAUCGAGACCUCCUCAACGAAACAGGGCGAUAGGGCACGGCUUGUUAGUCAGGUUAUGCGUCCAGUUCAUGGAGGGGACCACUGUUUCAAGUUUUGGUACCAUAUGUAUGGCUCCUCCAUUGGAACCUUGCGAGCCCUGGUCAUGCACAAUGCCAGCUACGAUGUCAUUUCAUCUGAAGUAACUGUGUGGGAACUCAGUGGAGGCAGUGGGAACCAGUGGCUUCAGGGACAGGCCAAUAUCAGUAAAAGUUUAACCUUGGAACCUUGGAUGAUCAUCCUUGAGGGUGUAGCUGGCUCAAGCUACCAAGGCGAUAUUGCAAUUGAUGACACAGAAAUCAUCUCAGGCACCUGUAAGACCAAACCAGCAGACGCGGAACCUGUCGUUGAUGCUCAUAAGAGUGUGAACUGUGACUUUGAAAAUGGCACAACUUGUGGUUGGACACCCCAUGGCUAUGGUUCCUCAAAAUGGGAGGUGAAAAGGGGAGCAACAGGAUCCAUUGGUACAGGGCCCUCAAAGGAUCAUACUGUGGAUGCAACAAAUCAAGGAAAGUACAUUUAUGUGGAAGCAUCAACAGGAAGUGCAGGAGACUAUGCAGUUCUCACAUCUCCUGUUUUGCCUGCGACUUCCACAAGCCCAAGAUGCUUUACGUUCUGGUAUCAUAUGUAUGGUCCCGAUAUAGGCAGCUUGCAAGUUCUUUCCAGUGCUGGCAAAGCAAACAGUAUCAUAUGGCAAAAGGAGCAUACCCAAGGCAAUAAGUGGAUUAGAGCCUCACUUACACUUCACAGCACCCAUGAUUUCCAGCUCUACUUGAAAGCAGUCAGAGGAAAUGGUUACCUAGGGGACAUAGCUGUGGAUGACAUAUUCCUUGAUUCUAAACCUUGCCCACACAAAGCUGUGUGCGACUUUGAGGACGACUGGUGUGGCUAUGUUCAGGAGAAGAAUGACAACUUUGAUUGGACAAGGUACAGAUCCAGUACUUCCAGUGUAGGCACAGGCCCUGCCGGAGAUCACACCCUGGACUCUGGCAAUGGUUACUAUGUUUACAUUGAGGCUUCGACCCCUCAACGACCUGGGGACAAGGCUAGGAUUGUCUCUCCUACCUACCCUGGUGGGGGCGACCAGUGCCUGCAGUUCUACUAUCAUAUGUACGGCACAGCAAUGGGCACCCUGACGGUCCAAGCUCGCGAUGCCAACCAACCAGGGCAGGGAAGCACCAUCUGGUCUCAGAACUAUGACAUGGGAAACUACUGGCUCAAGGGUCAGGCACCUUUGAAGAUGACCAACCCUUAUCAAAUCAUCUUUGAAGGUGUUGUGGGUGCCAACUACUCCAGCGACAUAGCAAUUGAUGACAUUCAGAUCUCACCUCAGCCCUGCCCCAAUCCACUAUCCUGUGACUUUGAGAACGGACCAUGCACAUUCUAUAACCGAGAUGAUGACGCGGGUGACUGGUCACUGUACUCUCCGCAGACCAAAGCCUACAACCAAAAUGUUCCUUUUGCUGACCAUACCACACACUCGGAUACAGGCUACUACGCUGUUGCCGAUUUAAAAACAGCAAAGAAUGCUCUUCUGUCUAGUGAUGUACACCCCUCCACUGCCGGACUCUGUCUUAGAUUUUCCUACAGCAUCUACCAAGAUGGUGAUAUUCGUGUCUACAUAGAAACGCCCACCAAAAACACCUCCCUACUGCAAGUGGCAAAUCCUGGUGGCAGGGAUAUGACUUUGACUUGGAAGACUGCCCAGUUGGAUAUUCAGUCAGACACACCCUUCUAUCUGUCGUUUGAGGCAUACUCUCCUCUUGGUUUUGUUGCUUACGCAGCCAUAGAUGAUAUUAUAGCUCUUGAUGGUCUCUGUUCUGCUCAGACCACCGCUCCUCCCAUUACAACGCCAAAACUGCCACCAACAAUAUACUACUUUGGAUGCAACUUUGAUUAUAGCUACCACUCGCUGUGCCAUUGGUCACAAGAGACAAGUCUUGAUGACUUUGACUGGCUGCGGCAAUCAGGUCAGACGCAAUCAGCAGAAACUGGCCCACAGAAUGACCACACCAAGGGCACUAGUGCAGGUCACUACAUGCACAUUGAUGUGUCAGGGAAAAGGGCAAACUCUUCGGCCGUGCUGAAUAGCCCUUAUGGAACGUAUAAUCACCCCAUUUGUUUCUCAUUCUGGUAUCACAUGCAUGGAAUCCACGUAAACCGGCUCAACCUUCUAAUGAAGAAUAGGAGCUCUCAUGCAACCACCAAUAUCUGGUACAAACAAGGUGAACAGGGUGUUCAGUGGCAACAUGCCUACGUGGAACUCCCAAGGCUCUAUUCAGCUCGCUUGGAGUUUGAAGGAGUUGCUGGCUCAAGCUACAUGGGAGACAUUGCCUUAGACGAUUUCGUCUUCUACAACGGCAGAUGUCCGGCCACUUCAACGUGUGACUUUGAAAAUGACUUGUGCGGCUUCUCUCAGGACUUGUAUGAUGACUUUGACUGGACACGGAAGGCAGGAUCCACGGACUCCGUCGGGACUGGCCCGUCGUCGGACCACACUUAUGGCACAUCUAUAGGUCACUACAUAUAUAUUGAAGCUUCCUCACCAAGACGGCCAGGUGAAAAGGCUCGAAUCUUGAGUCCAGUGUAUCCUGCGACGGAUGGACGAUGUCUCAGAUACUGGUACCACAUGUAUGGUCAAAGCAUUGACACUCUGGCCAUAUACUUGCGCAAUCACGAAGCGCAGGAGAUUGAUCUUGAUAGCAAGUCAGGGAAUCUGGGAGACCAGUGGAACUAUGGACAAAUAGACCUCCAAUCUAUCUCCUCUUUCCAGAUUAUCUUUGAAGCCACAGUGGGAACCACAGAUUUCAGUGACAUUGCCAUAGAUGAUAUUGAGCUGACUGAUAGUCCAUGUUUGGAUCUGCUUGACUGUGACUUUGAGAAGGACUUGUGCGCCUGGACACAGAAUCAACAGGAUGAUUUGGACUGGGAGCUCAAUUCUGGCAAGACCAACUCCUUAUACACCGGACCUGCUGCUGACCACACCAUCGGAUCGCAGGCUGGUCAGUACAUUUAUCUUGAGUCAAGUUCCCCCGCCAGUCCUGGUGACGUAGCUGUACUGGACUCCCAGGAUCUGUUCCUGGCCAUGAAGAGUGUAGGAAACCUGUAUUGCCUGAGCCUGUGGUACAACAUGAAUGGACAGGACAUCGGCUAUCUGAAUGUCACAUCUACUACCUUGAUCACCAACAAGACCCAGACUUUGUUUUCCCUAUACGGCCAUCAGUCACCAUUAUGGAGACAAACAAAGAUUGAUUUCCGUGCACCUUCAGAGCUUUUCAAGCUGUCCUUGAUAGCCUCUGUGGGUAAUGGCUAUAACAGUGACAUUGCUAUAGAUGACAUCCAUCUGUAUGGGGAGGCUUGCAACAGAAUUCAGAAUGGACAACCACAGGAGUAUUUCUACUGCCAAGGAACAAGAAACGAAACUAUUUUCUACAACAAGACUUGCAACUUUAUCCCUGACUGUGUUACUACUAAGGAAGAUGAGAAAAAUUGUGGAAACUGCACGUUUGAGAAUGAUGACCUUUGCGGAACAUGGAUUGACAUUAGUUCUGGAGAUUUACAGUGGGAAUCUGCAACCAGUACCUUAGGCGCAGGUCAUUAUUUGUCUGUGAAAGCAGACUAUGACACCCAUAGCAAUGAGGCAGUACUCAUUUCUUCCUUCGCUUUUGGACCCAGCCCUGUUACUUGCCAAAUCCAGUUCUCCUAUCUUAUGAGUGGAGCAGGCAUUGGCUAUUUGAAAUUGGUUAUCAGAGAAGGACAAGAGGACACUGUACUCUCACAGAUGUUUUCCAGCUCAGGGACCCAUUGGCAGACUUCUAUAGUGGACCUUGGGCGCAUUGCAGUGCCCUUCCAUGUCUUAUUUGAAGCGUCAAAGAGCAGCAGUGUGGCAGGAACUCUCGGCAUUGACAACAUCUCGUUCAUCAACUGUGAAUAUCCUCCCAAAAGGACGACCUGCCAGCCAGAUGAGAUGCAGUGUAAGAGAGGAUCUUGUGUGAAGACAUCAGCUGUCUGUGACUUCUCUGAUGACUGUGGGGAUGGGACAGAUGAAGCUUCAUGUGGUGCAUACCCACUACGCUCAAACUUUGAGUACAGCUUUGGCCAGUGGACGCAGGAUGACACCGAUGACUUUGACUGGACCAGGCAGCGAGGAGCAACAUCAUCUUCUGACACAGGACCGAGCAGAGACCACACACGAGGCACAGUCAGAGGUUACUAUGUGUACAUAGAGUCCUCUCUCCCUCAAGUGAGCGGAGAUAAAGCACGCCUGGUUAGUCCUGUCCUGACGUCUGGGCUCAAUGGAAGGAGAGCUGUAUCAGACUGCCAGAUUCGUUUCUUCUACCAUAUGUAUGGAAGAUCCGCUGGAUCUUUGAACGUGUACACUCGCACCGCCAUAAAUGGUUCUCUGACUAGCGUCUUUUCCAAGUCUGGCAAUAUGGGAGACAAGUGGAUCCGGACUGACAUUCCCCUGACAGAAACCUCUGACUUCCAGAUCCUCAUUGAGGCGACAGUUGGAAGCGCUUACAGUGGGGACAUUGCUGUGGAUGACAUUUCUUUGACACCUUCCUGCAAACUGAGCUCAAACGCGCUUCCCACCGCUGCUCCUAUGCCAGCAACAACGACACGAAAACCAGGUUCAAACUUUGUGUGUGGAGAUGGACAGCCCAUCGCGCAAACGCUGGUCUGUGACUUCAACCCUGACUGCAAGGAUGGUUCUGAUGAAGCCAACUGUGGCACAUGUACUUUUGAAAGUGGCUUGUGUGGCUGGAAUGACAGAAGUGAUGGAAUGUUUGCCUGGGUCAAUGCCACAGCUGCGUCUGCCACCGGGACCAUGCCGAGAGUGGACAGUACCUUCCCUGGUAUCUCCAAAGGUCAUUACAUGUCUCUUACCGGAGGCACCGGUACGGACAGAGAUCCGGCCACCCUUGCUUCUCCUGUUCUGCACAACACCAGCAGUAGCUGUCAGAUGUCCUUCAAUUACUUUGUGGCCAAGACUAGUCAUUCAGCAAUACUGCACGUGCGCUUGCAAAACUCCAGUAAUAUUGGAACUCGUCGCUUUUCAACCCUGUGGUCUAGUGCCUAUGCAAACACAGACGGCCAAUGGAAGUCAAAGACAGUAGACCUAGGGCAACUGCCUCCUGGUUAUGUGGUGCUGAUUACGGCCUUGCCAUCCAGAUCAGGAACUCCUCCUGCUGUUGCCAUUGACGACAUUGUCUUCAAGAAUUGUCAUCCAUCCAGUACUGUGCCCCCAAAUUCCACCGUGGACUGCACAUUUAGCUCUCGUGACAUGUGUGGCUAUGUCCAGUCCCACACUGAUGAUUUUGACUGGACUCUGAGCACUGGCAUCACAGGAUCUGUUGGGACAGGUCCAUCUGGGGAUCACACCACGGGCACUGGCAAUUACCUGUACAUUGAGACGUCUGCCCCCCAAAGUCCCGGAGACAGAGCUGUCAUCUUGUCUUCUCUACAGCCUGUCACAGCUGCCCCGAGUUGUUUGGAGUUCUGGUAUCACAUGUUUGGUCCUGACAUUGAGACCCUGAAUGUGUAUCUUGUGACGGGCGGAGGUGCCAACUACUCCCGCAUCUGGACGCGCUCCUCCACUCAAGGAAAUGUCUGGAAGUUUGGAGAGGCUCGCGUGGAAUCCACAGAAAGCUAUCAGAUUGCCUUUGAGGGCGUGGUUGGACGUUCCUUUAGAGGAGAUAUUGCCAUAGAUGACUUCCAUCUCCGAAUUGGGAAAUGUCCUCGAAGACCUACAUGUGAUUUUGAAAUCGAUACCUGCGGCUAUACACAAUUGACAGCUGAUGUUUUCGAUUGGACACGAUUUGCUAACAAAACGAAUAGUGUUGGGACUGGCCCCUCUGCAGAUCACACCACCAAUAAUGGAUAUGGUAAGUCCUCUCCAAAAUUUCUGAUGUUGUUAUUUUCUUUGUCUUGAUUUAAAUAUAUAUAAUCUGUGGAAAUGUUUGGUGAAUGCUCUAGUGAGGUC